Messenger RNA from Pyrus x bretschneideri (Chinese white pear), 1216 nucleotides. RefSeq names its product F-box protein AUF2. The record is from RefSeq and is a predicted model, not a curated record. Gene Ontology annotation, molecular function: protein binding. NCBI's taxonomy places the organism in Eukaryota, Viridiplantae, Streptophyta, Magnoliopsida, Rosales, Rosaceae. The coding region runs from base 91 to 1062 and encodes 323 amino acids. The transcript has a single exon.
UUCUCAUUUCUCCCAAAUCGAGCAAAACCCACUAGACUCUGUCUCUCUGAGCUGAGAGCCCAUCCGAACGACGACUCUCUGAUCGUUCCAAUGGACGGUUUCGAUCGCCUCCCCGACUCGCUCAUCCUCCAGAUCUUCGACUCGGUCUCCGACAUCAAGACCCUCAUCCGCUGCCGCGCCGUUUCCAAGCGAUUCAACUCGCUCGUCCCCCACACAGACUCGCUCAUCCUAACCGUCGACCGCGUCAUAUCCUCCGAUUCAGACUGCGACUCGGAAAGCGACGACGUUUCGCACCUCCUCGUCGCCUUCCUCAAAUCCAUCCUCAAAUCGCUCCAGGACCUAGUCUCGGCCAAGCCCGACCCCACCCAGACCCGCUCUCAGAAUUCCCCCGCCCAGAUCCUCCGCUCCUUCCACCGCGUCCGAAGCCUCUCGAUCGAGCUCCCGUCGGGCGAUCUCCGGUUAGAGAAGGGGACGGUGCUGAAAUGGCGAGCUGAAUUCGGGAAAACUCUGAAGACGUGCGUGAUCCUAGGGUUCCGAUCCGUCGUCGCCAGCGGGGACAAUCCUGUGGCCGGAGAGGAAGCGGACUUCGCCGGAGGUCUGAAGGUGAGGGUGGUGUGGACGAUUAGCGCGCUGAUCGCGGCGUCGGCGAGGCACUACCUGCUGAAGGAGGUGGUGAGGGAGCAGAGAGGGCUGGAAUCGCUGGUUCUGAGGGACAGAGAAGGAGAAGGCACGGUGGUGAUGAGGAAGGAGGGGCUGAGAGAGUGCAGGAGGGAGGACGCGUGUGGGGAGGCGGAGGAGGUGGAGGAGGAAGAGGGAUGGGAUAGAGGGAGGAGCAAGGUGCCGAGCGUGAGGAUGAGGAUGAGGCACGUAGCGAGGGUGGAGCUGAAGGGCCGGGUAUGGGUGGAGGGGGCCACACUUGUUGUGGUGAGGCCGAGUUUGGGGGAUGACGUGGAGGAUGGGGAUUUGGCGAUGGAGGCGUUUGGGAAUGAUGGGAUGUACGGGGAGGUUGUAGUGGAGCUGCUCAAGGCCAAGAGUUAUUUACUGGAAAUGAACUCUUUUUAGUUAACCAUGGUAAAUGGUAAAUGGUAAAAAUGUAUUUGCUUUUACUUCACUUGUUUUUUGUACAUUCUCUCUGUAUUUCGUGUUGCCAUGAUUUUCUGACUUUGUACCUGCUAAAUAUUAUGAGGGAAUGAAACCCUGUUUUUUUGUUGUUAAA